AUGGGGGUUGGAAAAUCAUGUUUAUUACAUCAAUUUACAGAAAAAAAAUUUAUGGCAGAUUGUCCACAUACAAUUGGUGUUGAAUUUGGGACUCGAAUAAUUGAAGUUGCUGGUCAAAAAAUUAAACUACAAAUCUGGGAUACUGCUGGUCAAGAAAGAUUUAGAGCUGUUACGCGGUCAUACUAUAGAGGUGCUGCUGGUGCUCUCAUGGUAUAUGAUAUCACUAGAAGAUCUACUUACAAUCAUCUAAGUAGUUGGCUUACAGAUACACGUAACUUGACAAAUCCAAGCACUGUAAUAUUCCUAAUUGGCAAUAAGUCAGACUUAGAUGGUCAGAGAGAUGUUACAUAUGAAGAAGCUAAACAGUUUGCUGAUGAAAAUGGUCUUAUGUUUGUAGAAGCCAGUGCUAAAACAGGUCAAAAUGUAGAAGAAGCGUUUCUGGAGACGGCAAAGAAAAUAUACCAAAGUAUCCAAGACGGGCGGCUGGACCUGAACGCGGCGGAGUCCGGCGUGCAGCACAAGCCGGCGUCGCCCGGCCGCCCGCUGGCCGCACCGCCCGCCGCGCGCGACAACUGCGCCUGCUAA
Molecule: messenger RNA, 585 nt
Organism: Parnassius apollo (apollo)
Lineage: Eukaryota; Metazoa; Arthropoda; Insecta; Lepidoptera; Papilionidae
Source: the annotation of a GenBank genome assembly